AUGCUGAAUCCUUGGCCUGAACCCAAACUUAAAUUGAAUGAUAACAAUCUAUUACCAUUACCAGACGAAGAAGUUGUUAGUGAAGACGAACUUGAAGCACCAUCUCGGGAUGAUCUCGAUACAGAUUCUGAAGAUGGUCACGAUAAUAAAAUUGAAGUCAAUGCUAGCAUGUCACUUGACGAUACUAUUAUUGAUCAUGAAAUAGAAGCAUACGAACAAGAUACUGAUAAGAUUGAAACACUAUGUACAUUUUUAGAAAAAUAUAAACCGACCAAGGAAUGUAUUGAAAAACGUGAAACAAUCUUAAAUUAUCUUGAAACAGGAUUUCGAAAAAAAUAUCCCAAUUGUAGUGUACGUGCAUAUGGUUCAUUCUAUAAUGGUUUUGGUUUUCAGCUAAGCGAUCUCGACACAUGCGAUAUCGGUGAUGCAAGUCAUGGAACACUCUCAAGCUAUGCAUAUAUUAUUAUGGUGAUACACUUUCUUCAACAAAUUCAACCACCUGUUGUACCCAUUCUGCAGCAAUUGAAUGACAAUCAAUCAACUAACACUUCGAAUGUUCGAAAAUAUGCUGAUUGGAAUAUUUACUUCUAUGAUGAUUUAACUCAACUUAAUAAAGUAUGGAACGGUUACGGAUUGAACAAAUUAUCAUCAGGUGAAUUAUGGAUUGAAUUGUUACGUUAUUAUACAGAACUAUUUGAUUAUGAAAAAAAUAUUGUCACUAUUCGACAAUAUGAACCAUUAUCACGUUUGGAAAAAGGAUGGUUUCGUCAAACUAUUGCUAUUGAAGAUCCAUUUAUUUUGACUCAUAAUUUAGCUGAUGCAUUGUUUCUGAAAAGUAAGUACUAA
Rotaria sp. Silwood1 is the source of this 846-nucleotide messenger RNA. The record is from the annotation of a GenBank genome assembly. Lineage: Eukaryota; Metazoa; Rotifera; Eurotatoria; Philodinida; Philodinidae.